Messenger RNA from Hordeum vulgare subsp. vulgare (domesticated barley), 2070 nucleotides. Its product is annotated as WUSCHEL-related homeobox 7-like. The record is from RefSeq and is a predicted model, not a curated record. Gene Ontology annotation, biological process: regulation of developmental process. The transcript has 3 exons. The coding region runs from base 232 to 1782 and encodes 516 amino acids. NCBI's taxonomy places the organism in Eukaryota, Viridiplantae, Streptophyta, Magnoliopsida, Poales, Poaceae. Gene Ontology annotation, molecular function: DNA-binding transcription factor activity; DNA binding.
GGCCAUUAUAAGAGGGCAGCAAUAUGCAAGAAUGCGUAUACAGCUUUGCUUUGCUGGGUAGUAGAAAACCGCAGGCAGACCUGAGCAGGGCGUAGGUGUCAUCUCGCUCCUCCGUUUCGUCGAUCCCCGUUCUCCCCUCCACCCUAACCUAACUGGUCGUCGUUGUGUUGCGACGGGGAUCGAGGAACAUCAGAUCAGAUCAUCACCAAGGGCAGCAGUAGUGCCACUACCAUGGCGUCGCCAAACAGCAGGCAGCAGCAGCAGCACUGGCCGAGCAUGUUCCGCUCCAAGCACGGCAGCCAGGUGUGGCAGUCGCAGCCCGACAUGACCGGCUCGCCCCCCUCCCUCGUCUCCGGCUCCGCCGCCGCCGCCGGCCACUCCUUCAAGUCCCCCUUCUCCUCAGGUCCUGAUCAGGAGAGGAACACCGACACCAAGCCACGGUGGAACCCCCGGCCGGAGCAGAUCCGGGUCCUGGAGACGCUCUUCAACUCCGGCUUGAUCAACCCGACACGCGACGAGAUCCCCCGCAUCCGCAUGCGCCUGCAGGAGUAUGGCCCGGUCGGCGACUCAAACGUCUUCUACUGGUUCCAGAACCGCAAGUCCCGCUCCAAGAACAAGCUGCGCAACGCGGCUGCGCGCGCCGCUCCCGUCCGGGCCUGCGCGCCAGCACGCCAGCACGCCGCCGCGCCCUAUACGCCGCCUCCCAAGCAGUUCCAUCCGCCCAAGCCUCCGCUCUUCUCGCCGGUAGCACCCACGUCUUCCUCCUCUUCCUCCUCCGACCGGUCGUCCGGAUCCAGCAAACCGCUCAAGCCGGCUGCCACGCAGGCCAUGUCCGCGACGGCGGCCAUGGACCUGCUCUCGCCGCUUGCCGCGGCGUGCCACCAGCAGAUGGACUAUCAGUUCAGCCUAGGCCAGCCCGCGCCGUCCGCUCCGGUUCCUGCGCCAAAUUUGGACGAGUUCGUCGCCACCGACGUCGAGCCGAUCUUCCUGCAGUACCCGCAAGGGCACUGCCUGUCGGCGGGGGAGCUCGCCGCCAUCCUUGGCGCGCAGUACAUCCCCGUGCCAGCCGAGCAGCAGCCACCGGUUGCAUCUCCCGCCGGCAUGCUCUUCGGGCUCUGCAACGACGUGGCACCAAUAGGUCCCACUACCACUGGCCAAAGGAGCAGCGCCUCGGCCGCCGGGCUUGGUCAAUACUGGCCUAGCGGCGUUGAUCAGCUCGGCCUCCGCAAGAACAGUGACCCGUUCUUGAACACCUCCGUUGCCAAAGAAGAGGCGUACGAGGACUUCACGAAGACGAAGCUGGGACUGCUACAAUACGGCUUAGGCGUCACUGCAGCGCCGGCCGUGAAUGCUGCCUCUGCGGCUGGUGUUUUGCCUCUUCCUGCUUCGCCGGAUUCCGCCGCCGUCACCGUUGCAAGUGCGUCUUCUACUGCUGGGCGCCUCACCAGUUUAUUUGCAACCACUACCACUACUGAGGCGGUCAGCUACAACAGUAACUUGCAAGGACCAGCGGGUGAUGUUGGGUUCGCGGGCGCAGCGGCAGGGCCAGGGGCCACGGGCACCGGCGUGUUGGGCAGGGGCGCCGCGGUUGUGUGCUUCGCGGGCACCAGCGCCGCGUGCAGCGUCCCGGCCACGCACCUCGACGUCAAGCUCUACUUCGGGGACGGGGCCGUCCUGUUCCGCUGCAACGGCGAACGCGCCGAGCCGCUCCUCGUCGACGACGCGGGCCUCACCGUCGAGCCUCUCCAGCACGGAGGGGUCUACUACUGUGUGCUCAUAUAGCAUCAUAUAUAAACCGCGUGCGUCUCCACAUCGCACUAUUGUGAUGCUCUAUAUAUGAUGAUCUUAGAUUCAGUAGUUUUCUUCUCUAGUAGGUAUAUGUAGCUUAAUUAUUCUCUGGUGACCGUUGGCCAUCCAUCGUAUUGGAGAAUGGCUACUACUAAUAGUCCGAAACUUAAGCUAUUAUCGCAUGCUUGUGAGAUAGAUCGUGUCGUUUAUUUCCAAAUUUCUGAUCAAUUGAUUGAGGUCGAUGUACUCCAUCAUCAUGAAAAUAAUGAUCAUCAGUAUCUA